AUGUCACUAGCACUCGGCGCCCUCUUGAUCAUGAUCACCUCCUCAGCGCUCCACUACCUCUACACAACCCUAAUAUCCAGCCCUCUAGCACGCAUCCCAGGCCCCAAAUCUUUUGCCCUGACGAAACUAUACCUCGCCCGCGAGGACUACAACGGCACGCGCACCCGCAAGCUCAACACAUUCCACAAACAAUACGGGCCCGUCGUGCGCAUCGGCCCAAACGAAGUAACCUUCAACAGCACGUCCGCACUACGCGCCAUCUACGGCGCAGGCAGCGGUUUCGAACGAACAGAAUUCUACCGGAUGUUUGAAGCCUACGGGCGGAAGAAUAUGUUCUCGUUCACGGGCGUCAAGGAGCACGGCGAGCGAAAAAAGAUGUUUGCGCAUGCGUACGCUAAGUCUGUUAUGUUGCGGGGUGAGAACGCCGCUAUGAUUGAGGGAAAGGUCAAGUUGUUCUUGGAACUAUUGGAGCGGGAAGGGCGUGUGAAUGAAAUUUUCUCGACACUGCACUACUUCUCGCUCGAUAAUAUCACCAAGUUCCUGUAUGGUCGGUUUGGGAGGACAGCGUGUCUGGAGGGCGUGGAAAAGGAUCGCGCUCUGAUUAGCGACAUUGUUGAUACCUCCCGUCGUACGUUGACCUGGUAUACGGUUCAUUUCCCCGGCUUCACGAAGUGGCUAUAUUCGCGAACUGGGAUCAUGGCGUGUGUGGCGCGCCGGUUCUACCCCAUGCGCGAGCCGACGACGUACACGGGUAUUCGGCUGCACGCGAUGAAAGCCUGUCAGGCUUUCUCCAAGGCGCCUUUGAGUGGGAGAAAUAGUGAGUCAGCUCUUAUUGCCAAGCUAUGGAAUUACCAUCGCUCGCAGAAAGAGAAUGGCAUAGAAAAUUUGGACAUCGCAGCGGAGUGUGCGGAUCACCUUCUUGCUGGGAUCGACACGACGAGCGAUACACUAAUGUUUCUCAUCUGGUCGCUCUCUCGACCUCAGCACCGCAAAUUCCAAGAGCGACUCAUCCAAGAGGUUCGGGCAAUCACAGAGGAUGGACUCAAUGCCGAUGGUGUUCCGAGGGCGGAAAUAUGCGACAGACUGCCCUACGUGGACGCUGUCAUCAAGGAGACACUACGUCUGUAUGCGCCUCUUCCGGGAUCAGAGCCACGGUCGCUUCCCAAGACAGCGACAAUCGAUGGGUUUGUGAUUCCCGCGCGGACGGUCGUGUCGAUUUCGCCGUAUGCGCUGCAUCGCAACCCGGACAUUUUCAAGGAUCCGUCGGCAUUCAAUCCCGAGCGCUGGCUUGACUCGCAGGGAUCUGCUGAAAUGAAGAAGUGGUUCUGGGCUUUUUCGAGUGGAGGAAGAAUGUGCAUUGGGAUGCAUCUCGCGAUGGCAGAGAUGACCACUUUAGUGGCAGCGAUUUACCACAAAUACAACACAGUAACCAGAGGUAAUUUCGAUGUCGUUUCUCCAGGAGUGACCGCUCGCUAUGAGGUGUUCUUCGACGAGGGCUGCAGUGGAGUGCGGGAGCAUGAGUGCCAGAUCGAGUUCGUACCUCAAUAG
Aspergillus glaucus CBS 516.65 is the source of this 1548-nucleotide messenger RNA. RefSeq names its product cytochrome P450. Lineage: Eukaryota; Fungi; Ascomycota; Eurotiomycetes; Eurotiales; Aspergillaceae. The coding region runs from base 1 to 1548 and encodes 515 amino acids. Gene Ontology annotation, molecular function: monooxygenase activity; heme binding; oxidoreductase activity, acting on paired donors, with incorporation or reduction of molecular oxygen. The transcript is spliced from 3 exons. The record is from RefSeq and is a predicted model, not a curated record.